AUGGGCACCUGUUUCUCCUGCUUUAGUCGCUAUGAGGAUAGUGAUGAUGAGUCUGUUACUGUCCGUGGCCUGGAGAUUGGGUCUCCUCAGUUCCCGCAGACCACAUUGGACCUGAACAUGCAUAAUUUGCGUCCUAUAACUCGCCAUGACGGUCGCGAACUCGAAGUCUACCCAGAAAUACGCACCAUGCCCCGUACUAUGAACUUGGCCGACCUUGGUCAACUUGGCGAGGUCGCUGCUUCGGCAAUGGCCGUUGACGAGCAGCCCGGCCGUCUCACUCCUGAGGUGGCGCCCGUCAAUGUCGAUGCCAAGGAGGAGGAGCCCGCCCCCCCGAAGGUUGAUGAUGUGACUGUCGAUGCCUCUACUUCGCCCACCGACGUAGAGGAUGUCAUUGAAGAGACGGUCGCCCCUGGUACGGCUCGUUGA
Molecule: messenger RNA, 426 nt
Organism: Histoplasma capsulatum G186AR
Lineage: Eukaryota; Fungi; Ascomycota; Eurotiomycetes; Onygenales; Ajellomycetaceae
Exons: 4
Coding region: 1-426 (141 amino acids)
Source: RefSeq, a predicted model, not a curated record